This is a messenger RNA of Tribolium castaneum (red flour beetle), 721 nucleotides long. Its product is annotated as protein SLC31A2. Bases 1 to 531 code for a protein of 176 amino acids. Gene Ontology annotation, cellular component: plasma membrane. Gene Ontology annotation, biological process: copper ion transmembrane transport. Gene Ontology annotation, molecular function: copper ion transmembrane transporter activity. The record is from RefSeq and is a predicted model, not a curated record. Lineage: Eukaryota; Metazoa; Arthropoda; Insecta; Coleoptera; Tenebrionidae. The transcript has 4 exons.
AUGCAUAUGUCGUUUUGGUGGGACUACAAACUUACCGACUACCUCUUCCGGGGGCUGUCGUCACACUCAAUCGCGGGCCUUGUCGGUAUGUGUCUCAGCGUGGCCUCCAUGUCUUUCGCUUUCGAGUUUCUCCGUUACCUGCAAGCCAAACAACGCCAGAAAGAACUGAUCCUCAGGUCGGAGCAACUGAAAACGAUUUGCCCCACUGAGACCUCGACACUGCUUGAUGGGACUCAAGCGCCCCCCGGGGUCACAAUCACGCCAAUGCACAGAACGUUUUUAUUCGUCUCGGAGAUUGGGCUCUGGUUCUCUUUACAAAACUUAGGUUAUAUUUUGAUGUUGUCUGUUAUGUUGUACAAUGGAUGGUUGUUUAUCUCAGCUGUGGUGGGCGGAGGCUUGGGUUAUUUCGUGUUCGGCCAAAUGUUUAUGAAAAUUAAUCUGCAAAAUUGCCAGAUAAUUAGAGAUACCUGGUGUAUGCAAAAAUGCGGAGAGCCAGACCCCGAUCCCGAAACCCAGUCCACUGAUUCCUGAAAAAUCUUCCAGGGAGUAAGGAUGGGGAGUCCACCCCGGCUUUGGAAGCCGUCCCCGGGACUUCCACAACCGUUUUAAAUUGUCACGAAGUGGCAGCUAGCGUGCACGCAGAGUGCCACCCCCAAAAUUAAACUGUGAUUGAAGUAAUUUUUGUAAAAGUUGAAGAAAACGUAUUAUAUUAUUUUAUUAA